AUGUGGUUCGUUGGUCUCCUCUUGAUGCAGUCUCUUACUGCUCAAGGCUUCCCUUUGCAUAUGCGGGGAGAGGACCUUCGGAAUUCGAACCUGUUCAUCAACAAUGGCGAGCUUCCGCGGGAUAGGUCCAUCUUCACGAUUAUUUCGUUGGUAUGCAUGAUGGUGUUGUCGUUGUUACUAGGGCUGCGAUGGGCAAAACUCAGACGGAGCAUCGUGGUUAAGCGCAGCCUCAUGUCAACGCUCGUUCUUAUGUUAUACGUUCUGGUGUUGAUGUUCAUCACCUGUUCAGCCGUUCUCGUAGCAGGGCAAGGACUGUACACGUAUGGGAUGUGUCUUGCAGGCACAUGGGUUUGUCUGAUCUUCUAUACGUUCAUCAAAGCUAUCAUCUAUGUCUUUCUGGUCGAACGCAUCCACGUCGUCCGCGCACCCUUCUUCAACAGGCGAAAAGACAAGCUGUACCUUGGUUGCAUGGCCAUGAUAAUCAUUACGUACAGCUCAGUCGCCAUCAAUGCAUACUGCAACCACGUCGUUGAGUUACGUGCGUCAGACGGUCGGUGCCACUUUGGCAUUCGCGGUGCCGUAUCAAUACCGUUCACGGUCGUAAACUUCUUCACAGAUGCGGUUUUGACAGCCGUCUUCUUUUACCUGCUUUGUCCUAUCGUACAGAUACCCGGUGUAUCUGUUCUCUCCAAAUUCUUCAAGAUAAAACCGAACAAAGAAGGAAAUACAGUCGAUAGUGGAAAUGAUACCCCAGCUCGAAAGAACAUUAGGACGCUGUUAUGGAAGAGCAUCAUUGGCUCACUGUUGAUCGAGAUUCCAAUGGCGGCGAACAUGAUCCAGUUCGUCUUGACAGAUGGCGAGGAACUGGGUAUGAUCUGUCUUACAAUCUGCCUAGUCGAUGUAUGUUGGGAUGCGCUGGUAAUCCAUUGGCUGACCUUCAGUGCGUCUGGCUCGGCCGCCGAAAAGGACUUGUCGCGAUCGACGGUGGUUUCCAGUGAGGAGUCAUCGCAUGACCAGAUACCACCUAGAUGCCGUUCUCGAUUGAGUCUUGAUGGCGAAGCCAAAUCCGUCAAGCAAGAAACGACCGAGAAGUCCAAUGAUUUACAACUCGAUGCUAUAGACUUCCGGUGCGAGAGCCCUCGAGAUUCAACAACUGAUCUGAUACGGCCCGCGGCUGUGAAGUGA
Alternaria postmessia is the source of this 1185-nucleotide messenger RNA. RefSeq lists its product as uncharacterized. NCBI's taxonomy places the organism in Eukaryota, Fungi, Ascomycota, Dothideomycetes, Pleosporales, Pleosporaceae. The transcript has 4 exons. The record is from RefSeq and is a predicted model, not a curated record. Bases 1 to 1185 code for a protein of 394 amino acids.